Messenger RNA from Malassezia sympodialis ATCC 42132, 1185 nucleotides. It is a transcript of the gene YPF1, whose product is annotated as aspartic endopeptidase. Gene Ontology annotation, molecular function: aspartic endopeptidase activity, intramembrane cleaving. Lineage: Eukaryota; Fungi; Basidiomycota; Malasseziomycetes; Malasseziales; Malasseziaceae. Gene Ontology annotation, biological process: membrane protein proteolysis. Gene Ontology annotation, cellular component: cytoplasmic side of endoplasmic reticulum membrane; lumenal side of endoplasmic reticulum membrane; membrane. The record is from RefSeq and is a predicted model, not a curated record.
AUGUCGGCGUCGGCGUACGCGGCUUCAGCGUUACUACUGGUCGCUGCUUCUUCCACGGUCUAUGUUGGCUCUUUUGCGUCGUUGAGCACGCCUGAGUCGACAAAGAAGCUCCGCAAGGAGAAGGGUAUUGCUGCGGAUGACGACAAGGACAAUGCCCAGGGCCUCAAUUCAAGCGAUGCAUGGCUCUUGCCUGUGUUUGGCAGCGCUGCACUUCUGUCCCUGUACCUGGCGUUCAAGUACCUCGACCGCGAGAUGAUUCUCCUGCUGAUCCAGGUGUACUUUGGCGUGGCCAGUGUGUUAGUCAUUCCUCCCGUGGUGCUUCGCCUCUCUCGCAUGGCGCUAGGCGAGAAUGUGCUGACGCGUUGGGAGAAGCAGGCGCUCGUGUGUACAUGGACUGCUGACUGGUCGGCCCCCGACUCGAAGCGCUCCCUGGCCAAGACAGGCUUCCGUCUCGACCGUGCAUCGAUGGUGCUUGGCGCUAUGGUGGUCGGCCUUAUGGGCUUGUACGCCGUGACACAGCACUGGAUGCUAUCGAAUGUGAUUGCUGUAUGCUUUGCUAUCCAGGGUAUCAUGCUUAUCCAGCUCGACUCGUUCGCGACUGGCUUCAUUCUGCUGGGCGGUCUCUUUUUGUACGACAUAUUCUGGGUGUUUGGCAGCUCCAAGUUUGCCGGCGAGUCCGUCAUGGUCAAAGUUGCCACAAACUUUGAUGGGCCAAUCAAGCUGGUCGUCCCGCGAAACCUUGGUGACGCCUUUGUGGCUUUGCGCGAGCACGGUUGGCAUGCCCUCCCUGCGUGGAAGUUCUCGCUCUUGGGCCUCGGCGACAUUGUGGUGCCCGGCAUCUUUGUCGCACUUGCGCUUCAGUUCGAUCAGCAUCAGGCAUCGAGCCGGCAUCCCUCCGUCUCGUUCGACCGCUUCUACUCUCAAUUUGCCAAGCCGUACUUUACUGUCUGCAUGAUCGGCUACGUCGCAGGGUUGGUCAUGACGAUGGUCGUGAUGCAUGUGUUCCAGACCGGCCAGCCUGCGCUACUGUACCUGUCGCCGUCCUGCUCGCUUUCCAUCCUCCUUGCCGCAUUGACCCGUGGCGAGUUGCAUGCUCUAUGGAACUGGGUGAACCCAGCGACCAAAGAGGCACCAAAGGUGUCGAAAGAAGCCAAGAAGGUCGCUGAGGCGGAUAAAAAGGCAUAG